Mercurialis annua (annual mercury) is the source of this 1239-nucleotide messenger RNA. RefSeq names its product lignin-forming anionic peroxidase-like. The transcript has 4 exons. Gene Ontology annotation, biological process: response to oxidative stress; hydrogen peroxide catabolic process. NCBI's taxonomy places the organism in Eukaryota, Viridiplantae, Streptophyta, Magnoliopsida, Malpighiales, Euphorbiaceae. The coding region runs from base 89 to 1060 and encodes 323 amino acids. Gene Ontology annotation, molecular function: heme binding; peroxidase activity. The record is from RefSeq and is a predicted model, not a curated record.
CACUCACCAAUUCACAAGCUUCUUCAUUUCAUUCAUUGUUUAAACUUCAUUACUAUAUAGUUGUUUCAGACAAAAAAAUAAAUUAAAAAUGGCUUCUAAAUUAUCUUUAAAUUGCAUGCUUUUGGCAAUUCUUUUGAUUAUUAAUUUAUCAAGCUUGCAAUGUGACGCACAACUGUCUUCAAAUUUCUAUGAUAGCACAUGUCCAACUGCACUGACUACUAUUAAGUCUGUUAUUGAUGCUGCAGUUAGUAGUGAGGCGAGAAUGGCUGCUUCAUUAAUUCGUCUCCAUUUUCACGAUUGUUUCGUUCAGGGUUGUGAUGGAUCCGUUUUAUUGGAGGAUACUUCCACAUUUACUGGUGAGAGAACUGCUCGUAACAAUGCUAAUUCUAUCAGAGGGUUUGGUGUCAUUGACAAUGCCAAGUCACAAUUAGAGAGCAUUUGUCCUGGAAUUGUUUCGUGUGCUGAUAUCGUUGCGGUCGCAGCCCGGGAUGCAUCUGUCGCCGUGAGUGGACCAUCAUGGACAGUGAAUCUUGGAAGGAGAGACUCCACAACUGCAAGUUUAGCCCUAGCUAACAGUGACCUUCCUGGCUUUAAUGACGCCCUUGGAGUUAUCAUUUCUAAGUUUAGCGACAAGGGUUUAAAUCAAAGAGAAAUGGUCGCCCUUUCAGGAGCUCAUACAAUAGGCCGAGCUGCAUGUGCAACAUUUCGCGACAGAAUUCACAACAACGCAAGUGAUAUCGACCCUGAUUUUGCAGCAACCAGAAGAACCAAUUGUCCAGCAACUGGUAGCCCCGGAAAUCUCGCACCACUUGAUUUGGUCACGCCCGACGGAUUCGACAACAACUACUAUAGCAAUCUCAUCGCCAAAAGAGGACUUCUUGCGUCAGAUCAAAUACUCUUUAGCAACGGAUCUACAGACAGCAUUGUUGUUGAGUAUAGCGGCGAUUCUGCAUCUUUCAGCUCCGAUUUUGCUGCUGCUAUGGUGAAGAUGGGAAAUAUAAGUCCCUUAACUGGUACUCAAGGAGAGAUUCGAACUCUUUGCACCGCUGUUAAUAGCUAAAAUUCAUCUACAACGACGAGAAUCAUUUAGCUUUGUUUUGUUUUGUUUAAUUUGCACAAUAAUGGUGGGUGAAUUUAUAGCUUAAGUUAUAAUUUUACCGCUUGAGGAUCAUUUUGCGAUCUCAAUCUCUUGUAUUUUCAAUUUCUGAAGUGUGAUUAUAGUUCUUAUUUUUAGAUUUA